This is a messenger RNA of Soboliphyme baturini, 1680 nucleotides long. NCBI's taxonomy places the organism in Eukaryota, Metazoa, Nematoda, Enoplea, Dioctophymatida, Soboliphymatidae. The record is from the annotation of a GenBank genome assembly.
AUGCUGCAUUCGCCGCAAAACACAGAUCUGUCUAAACUGCCGGCCUCGAGUCAGGGGGCACAACUGAAGAUCAGCAGUACAAAGCGUCGAAAAGCCACCCUAUACCGGAAACAGACGGUCUUCGAGCAAGAUGGACCGCCGUUUCUGUCGAUCCAAGAGGUGCUGGUGCGCGUCGGCUUCUUUGGGAGAUACCAGGUGUUUUGCUGUGUUAUUACCAUCUAUUCGGCGAUCUUCUGGACCACCAACUAUCUGUUGCUGCUGCACCCAACGGUCUCGAAAACCUGGAGCUGUAGCAACCAGUUGACAAGCGUCAAUCAGACGUAUUAUCUGCAAAGUUACGGCAAAAACUUUUGUGAGGAAAUCAUCAACUGCACCGUUCUGCGGCCCGUGAACAGUACCUUCGUGUCGGUCGUCGACGAGUGGAAGCUAUUCUGCGACGACAGUUCCCUUUCGUACUUUGUACUGUUGUCGUACGUGCUCGGACGAAUGCUGGGUUGCUUCGUUGGUGGUUUCAUCGGCGACAACAUCGGACGAAUGUGGGGCAUUAUGUGCUUGCAGGCAGUUCUGCUGGUCACUUCGAUGAUGUCCAUCGCGUCGACCACAUGGAAGACGUUCAUUGCCUUCCAGUUUUUCAACGGCAUCAUAUACGGCCACAUGCGGGUCACCUGUACGACUAUGUUGGUCGAGACGGCCGACCGCAAGUACCGUACGAUCACGCACAUGUGCUUCCAGAAGAGUCUUGGCUUCAUAGUGAACGCGAUGCUGGCCAGCUGCACGCUGCACUGGCGAAUGCAUAUUAUCAUGAUGAAUCUACUGGCCUCGCCGCUGCUUUACUUCUACCUACUGUACCAGGAAUCAUACCGUUGGCUCAUAUCCACCGGCCGGUUGAAAAAGGCGCUGAACGUGAUUUCAGAGCUGAACUCUGAUCGAUGGAGAAAGAUCAAGCAGCCGGAGAUAUACGAGGCACAGCUGGCGAUGAUCCCGCAUUCCGAUCCGCGAAAAAGGCCCUACACCUUGCUCGACCUGAUCUGCUUCAAACGCUGGCGUCCGCUGAUCCUCCUUCUGGCCGUUCUACAUAUCAUCAACGGCACAACUAGCACCGUGUUCUAUCCGUACGACGAAUGGCAUUAUUUCAACGUCAACUUUCACCUGCUACUGUGCGGUCUACUGUCCCUUAUUUCUUCCAUAGCGUUCGUCGUUGCUGAUAUUCAGAUUGCGAAGCUAGGCCACAAACCUAUUCUUCUGGUGUGCUUGACGAUCCAGGGUUUGGCGUUACUCGGCUUGAUCAUCUAUCCGUUGAACUCGGCUUCGGUUCGCAACGCGGUACAGUACAGCCUGAAGUUGAUCUUGAUCAUGGUCGGCGAGUCGGUCUAUCACCUGAUCAUCUUUCACGCCACUACUGCCUCUUUCCCGACCGUCGUCCGAUGUCAUGCAUUCGCGUUGUUUCACGCCUGCUACGACGUGGGAAUCAUAUUCAUGACGUUAUUGCUGGUAAGGGCCAAGGACAAUGCCAUCUAUCCGUUCAUUCUUUGCGAAGUACUUGUCGUCCUUGGUGGCGUGCUGACGUUCUUCUUUUUUCCCGAAACCAAGUACGCCCGAAGCAACAAGCUUUUCCCCGACAUGUUGCCAACUGCCGUGGACUCUGACAUGGAAGCCACGCCCCGCUCUAUCGAAUCUUGA